UCUAUGCACACGAACGUGAAGUUGCAUUUACCCAAUAUAAAUUUGUUUACGAAAUUCAAAAUUGGUCCGUCGUAAUUAUUUUAACUUUCAAUUGAAGUAUAAUUACAAAGUAAAAGCCAAAUGUCGUACAAAGGACCCCAAAAAGUGCAGAAGGUGAUGGUGCAGCCCAUCAACCUGAUUUUCCGUUAUCUGCAGAAUCGCUCGCGUGUCCAGGUUUGGCUCUACGAGAAUGUUAACCUACGUAUAGAGGGUCACAUAGUCGGCUUUGAUGAGUACAUGAAUUUAGUUCUUGAUGACGCUGAAGAAUAUAACGUCAAGUCUAAAAUUAGAAAGCCUAUUGGACGCGUCAUGCUUAAAGGCGACAAUAUUACACUUAUUCAGAACACUAAUCCAUCGGCCAAUAAUUAACAAAUAGUUUUGCUCUAAUGGUUUAGUUAAACCUUAACGUUAACUGCUUGACUUUUCAAUGGUGCUUCGUUUGUUUUCGCCGCAGUCCAGCUCUAUUAUGUAAAGCUCAUUUCCAUCGCAGACAAUUUUACCCAUACUUUUGAAAUUUGGGUUGCUUAUUUUUUCAUGUAUCGCCUUACAAGCCAUAUAAUGUUAAUAGAAUUCAAACAUUACAUUCAAAACUUUGCUGUUGAAAAUUGGAAAUACUCUCAUGUUCACCUUUUUUUGUAUGAAGUAUUAAAAAUUUUAUGACUGUA
Messenger RNA from Copidosoma floridanum, 704 nucleotides. Its product is annotated as Small ribonucleoprotein particle protein SmE. Gene Ontology annotation, biological process: mRNA splicing, via spliceosome. Gene Ontology annotation, cellular component: spliceosomal complex. Lineage: Eukaryota; Metazoa; Arthropoda; Insecta; Hymenoptera; Encyrtidae. Gene Ontology annotation, molecular function: RNA binding. The record is from RefSeq and is a predicted model, not a curated record.